Molecule: messenger RNA, 2136 nt
Organism: Pyricularia pennisetigena
Lineage: Eukaryota; Fungi; Ascomycota; Sordariomycetes; Magnaporthales; Pyriculariaceae
Exons: 4
Coding region: 1-2136 (711 amino acids)
Biological process (GO): transmembrane transport; peroxisome fission
Cellular component (GO): peroxisomal membrane
Molecular function (GO): transmembrane transporter activity
Source: RefSeq, a predicted model, not a curated record
AUGGUCGGACCGAUUGGAGGUUUGUCAGGACUAUUUGCAACAGGUGGUUUAGUUCACAAGGUGAUUUGGGCAGGUAUAGAUCCUGCACACCGUGCAUACGCAGGCUCCUCUUGCCUAUGUAUACCCCCUAGGCAGACGCUACAAUCUUUAUGCACAAUGUCCACACCACAGGCUUACACCAACGCGCCGCCGCUGGAUGAAAAAAAGCCCAUCACCAUGGUGCGCGGCGGCCAGGUCGACGCCGAGGCGGCUCACAGCUAUGCGAUCGACCCGGCGGCCGAGGCCCGCCUCAGGCGCUUGCAGGACCUCCGGGUCCUCCCGAUGGUGUUCCUCAUGUACUUCUUCACCUUCCUCGACCGGACCAACCUCGGCAACGCCAAGGUGGCCGGCAUGGAGGCGGACCUGGGCCUGGGGACGUACGGCUUCAACAUCGGCGCCUGCCUGUACUACGGCGUCUACUUCUUCGCCGACGUCCCGGCGUCGCUGAGCGUCAAGCGGUUCGGCAACGUCGUGCUCCCGCUGAGCUGCGUUGCGUUUGGCGUCGUGACCCUGGCCACCGCCUUCAUCACCAACCAGGCUGGCUUCUAUGCCAUGAGGAUCCUGCUCGGCUUGACCGAGAGCUUCCAGUUUCCGGGGCUGAGCUACGUUGUUUCCAGGUACUACCGCCGCAGAGAGGUCACGAUUAGGGUGGCUUUUUUCAUGCUCGUCGCCGCGGGGCUUGCGGGCGUCGGCCUCGUCUCCAUCUACCUCUUCCCAGCCGACCCAUCCAAGACGCGCAUCUUCAACCCGGAACAGCGCGCCCUCGCCAUGGCGCGGCUCUUCCACGACCAGCCCGCCAUCCGAGACCACAAGGAAAACAUCACAUGGGGCUUGAUCAAGCGCGGGGUGCUGACGCCCAACGUCCUGGCCGGGGCGUGGAUCUACACCUGCAACCAGGUCAGCGUGCAGGGCCUGUCCAUCUUCACCGUCACCAUCCUGCGGCUCAACUACCCGGGGCUGAGCACGGUGCAGAUCCAGCUGCUUUCGGCGCCGCCGCCCAUCGUCGGCGCGGCCUUUGCGCUGUGCAUGGCGUACGUCGCCAUGAAGACGCGCAGGCACGGGCUGGUGAUCGCCGCGUGCGCGGGGCUCAACGUCAUCGGGUACGGCAUCUGGCUCGGGUCGUCGAGCUCGCAGCUGAGGUACGCGGCCAUAUUCCUGAACACGGGCGGCGGGUUUGCGUCUGGUGCGCUGGUGCUCAGCUGGACGCUGGCUAAUGCCGCGCCGGAUACGGUCCGCAACGUGGCCAAUGCGGCUGUGUCGGGUCUGGCGAAUAUUGUCGGUCUGGAGCGUAUUUUACGUCUGUUUCAAUCAAUCGCCCAGAUCAUACUCGGCGUGCCCUUCUUGGCCAUCACCACCACAGCAUGGGUCAACAGCUUGCCAUCCACGGUGGCCUUCUUCUCAUCCCUGACUAGCGGCGAAAAGCCCGUCGUCGCAGCCGCAGCACCCCUCAAGGUCGCCGACACGCUCCUGCUGCUCGGCGACCUCAAGGGCAAGCUGGCACUGGCCAGGCGCACCGUCCGCCUCUUCUGGUUCCUCGGCUCCUUCCAAGCCGCCCAGCAGCUGUACUCGACAGGCGGCGGCCUGGACGUCUGGCUCGACGUCGCCUCGCGCUCCUUCAACGGCAUGUACCUGAUCCUCGAGACGGUCACGAUGCCCGACGUGGUCGGCACGCCCCACCUGCGGCUGUUCGGCCCGGCCCUGUCGGCCACGCUCAACCUCGAGGCCCAGCGCUUCUGGCUGCUCGCUCUGGUCUGCGCCGCCGCGUCCAGCUGCCUGAAGCUGCUCGCCACGUACGGGCAGGCGGCCGUGCCCGAGACCGGGGACGGCUUCGGGGCCAAGGUCGGGGAGAAGACGAAGAAGAACAAGGCCGGCGCUGCCGUGGACAAGGCCGGCAAGGAGGCGGCAGGGGUUGCGCUGGCCAGGGAGAGGAGCGCGAAGCGGCGCGCCCUGCUGAGGAAGCUGGCCGCCGACGUGCUGGAUAUGGCUGCGCCGGGGGUUGUGGUUGGUUGGAUGGAUGUCGAUGCGGGCGCGGUCGGGAUGGCUAUGUUUGUGACUACGCUGCUCACUAGUUAUGAUGUUUGGAAGAAGUUUGCUUGA